AAGGAGAAAACAGUGCAGUCCAGAACAGGGUAGAAUUUGUAAAAAAUAGCCAUAAUAUUUUUUGUUUUAAUCUGUCCUUUUGGUAGGCUGUAUAUCUAAGAAAAGAUGGCAGAUCCUUGGCAAGAAUGUAUGGAUUAUGCAGUUGCUUUAGCAAGGAAAGCUGGGGAGAUAAUCCGUGGAGCACUCAAAGAAGAAAUAUCUGUUAUGACUAAAAGUUCACCAGUAGAUCUAGUGACAGAAACUGAUCAAAAAGUAGAAAACUUCAUUAUUUCUUCGGUAAAAGAAAAGUAUCCUUCUCACAGCUUCAUUGGAGAAGAAUCUGUUGCAGCUGGAGAGGGCAGCAUUUUGACAGAUAACCCCACAUGGAUUAUAGACCCUAUUGACGGAACUACAAACUUCGUACACAGGUUUCCAUUUGUGGCAGUUUCAAUUGGCUUUGUUGUAAACAAAAAGAUAGAGUUUGGAAUUGUGUAUAGUUGUAUAGAAGACAAGAUGUAUACUGCCAGAAAAGGAAAAGGUGCAUUUUGCAAUGGUCAAAAACUUAAAGUAUCAGGCCAAGAAGACAUUACAAAAUCCCUUUUAGUAACAGAAUUGGGAUCAAAUCGUGAUCCAGAGACGAUAAAAAUUAUUCUUUCUAACAUGGAAAGACUUCUCAGUAUUCCUAUUCAUGGGAUUAGAGCUGUUGGUACAGCAGCUGUGAACAUGUGCCUUGUGGCAACGGGUGGAGCUGAUGCCUAUUAUGAAAUGGGCAUUCACUGCUGGGAUAUGGCAGGAGCUGGAAUCAUCAUUACUGAAGCAGGCGGAGUACUGCUAGAUGUAUCAGGUGGACCAUUUGAUUUGAUGUCUCGAAGAAUAAUUGCGGCAAGCAGUCGAGCUAUAGGAGAGAGAAUAGCCAAAGCACUUCAAGUAAUUCCUCUGAAAAGGGAUGAUGCAACUAACUGA
Messenger RNA from Pterocles gutturalis (yellow-throated sandgrouse), 942 nucleotides. It is a transcript of the gene IMPA1, whose product is annotated as inositol(myo)-1(or 4)-monophosphatase 1. The record is from RefSeq and is a predicted model, not a curated record. The transcript is spliced from 8 exons. The coding region runs from base 106 to 942 and encodes 278 amino acids. NCBI's taxonomy places the organism in Eukaryota, Metazoa, Chordata, Aves, Pterocliformes, Pteroclidae. Gene Ontology annotation, molecular function: inositol monophosphate 1-phosphatase activity. Gene Ontology annotation, biological process: inositol metabolic process; signal transduction; phosphatidylinositol phosphate biosynthetic process.